This is a messenger RNA of Acanthoscelides obtectus, 1101 nucleotides long. NCBI's taxonomy places the organism in Eukaryota, Metazoa, Arthropoda, Insecta, Coleoptera, Chrysomelidae. The record is from the annotation of a GenBank genome assembly.
AUGUUCCAAUGUCCAAAGUGCCAAAGGACCUUCACGGUGAGGAAAAGUUUGUUGAGACACUCUAGAGAGCGGUGCAGCCAGGAUGGGGAGCCCGCAUCCAAGCGUCCAUGUAAUGCAACCGCUUCGCGCAGCACUGCAGACAAGUGCGAAUGUCCUCGAUGCCAGCAAAAAUUCUCGGCAGGAAAAGGUUUACUGCGACAUGGUAGAGAGGUCUGCACAAGCGGGAAGAGUCCACCCGAACAGCAACGCGUAGAAGCUAGCAUCACCCAGACCACCACAGGACUCAAAACCAGACGACUGGAUCCUUCAACAGCCAACGUUGCAGUACCGGGACCGAAUCGAUUGAGUCCAACCACCAGCAACGACUCACAGACGAGUGCGGAAAGCAGAACAAUUCGCUGUGAUAGUUGCAACUGUGAGGUACCGAGGAAUGCACAUGCAGCACAUCUGAAAAGCAUCAAACAUAAGGCACAUCUAUGGACACCUUUACACAAUAAUGUGUCACACCAAUAUAGUGAUAAGGUGUCGUUAGCAUACACGGACACUGAUUCGUUAAUAGUACAUGUUGAAGCCGAUAAUUUCUAUGAAGACAUGAAAUCACACAUGCAUCACUUUGACACAUCCAACUAUGAUGCUGACAACCCACAUAACAUGCCUCUAACAGCGUCAAAGUUGGGUAAGAUGAAAGACGAAUAUGGUGGCAAGGUACUGUCUGCCUUUUAUGGUACACGUCCCAAAGCAUACUGUAUCGAUGCUGUAGAUCAAGUGGCUAAACGAAACAAAAGUAUAUCUAAGGCGAGUGUGAAACAUCAAUUACAUUUGUUACAUUAUAAGGAUUUUGUUGAGGAGAAACGGACAUAUGUCUACUGUACAAUUUAUGUAUUUAAAUCGGAGUCGCACAAUAUAUAUACAAAUUAUAUAAGAAAAGUGACAUUGACCAGUAUGGAUGAUAAACGUUUCUUGAUACCAAACUCAACAAAGACAUUAGCUUGGGGUCAUCAAGAUAUCACCUUUCAUAACAUGUCGGACGGAGAGCGGUUGGACCUCUUGCUGCGCUUAAUGAACGAAGCCAGUGAGUUGACUAGUGAUCAGAUGAAAUGA